Molecule: messenger RNA, 5046 nt
Organism: Anisakis simplex (herring worm)
Lineage: Eukaryota; Metazoa; Nematoda; Chromadorea; Rhabditida; Anisakidae
Source: the annotation of a GenBank genome assembly
AUGAAGCUCCUAAUACUCCUGUGUGUCUGCGUGCUCGCAGUAACUGCUCGUCAAAGCUGGGUUGAUGUCGAGCGUGAGAAGAUUGACGAUCAGUACUAUCAAGCUGGACGUGAAUAUGUCUAUUUGUACAACGGACAACUGUCGGCAGGUGUUCCAGAGGAAAGCGAUUCGCAUUCUUCAACUCGAUAUGAAGCAGUCUUCUCGCUUACCUUCCCUGAGGACGAGCACAACGCUGUUUUCUGCAUCAAGCACGUAAGAUUCGCUAGUCGAAACGGUGGACUUGCUAAGCAUCGUGAAGUGCAACCGUUCGAAGCGUUCGAUGAAAUCAAGCUUUCUGAGGGUGCUCGCAAAGCCCUCACUGCUCCACUCCGCUUCAAAUACGAUGAUGGCGUGAUCGGUGAGAUCGAAUUUGAUGGUGAUGAUGCGGACUGGUCAGAGAAUAUCAAGCGUUCUAUCCUGAACUUGAUUCAGAUCAAUAUGAAGAAGGGUUUGCAAAAAGAAAGUCGGGAGGACGAUUCAUCUGAAGAGAAAAUCGACAUCAAUAAAGAAGAAAAUGCAAAUUUCUACGUUGUGCAUGAGCGAACAAUGGAAGGUGACUGCGAAACAACAUACACAUUCAACAAAAGCCCAAGAGAUGAUAGCGAUAUAAUGAGAAUUACGAAGUCGAUAAAUUACAACAAGUGCACAAAACGGGUCGAUUUACGAUAUAACCAUCGUUUUGCUCAACCCAAAUGCGGUCACUGCGAGCUGAAUUACGACAAGGAGGAUGGAUUGAUGCCUAGCACAGCUAUCACUUACGAAGUACUCGGCAAUAGAGAAAAAUUCCUCAUCAAAAAUGCCGACAUUAAGACUGAUUACAUAUUCUCUCCACUCAAUCCCAAAGAUCUUGUGUUGGAGACAUUCAGUACCGGUACCCUCAGACUGCUGAAGGUUAAGAGCUUAUCAGAGGUUGUUAUGCCAAUGAACGGCAAAACCGAGACUCUUCUUUACAUUCCGUUACGUGUGAUCAGAGUGGAACGUUUUAUUAUGGUCGGAGAUGAGGAAUUGGAUGAGAAGCACGUAUAUUCGCAUGUCAAAUACAAGUAUGAAUUGGCUGAACAAAUGGUCAGACGCAUUGCUCGAGCAACAUCAAAUCCAGAGCUUGGUGUUGAGCCGGAAGCAGCACAUCAGCUCGCUCGUCUUGUUGAACUGUUUCGAUCAUGCACUAGCAAAGAUGUGCAACUUAUCAGUGAUGGUCUUUUCGAUGCUGAAGGUAAAUUCGACAAAAAGACUCAUCAGAAAAUCCGUGAUAUCAUUUUGGACGGAUGGUCUAUUGUAUCCACCUAUGAAACAAUGUAUGCUAUUGUUCAGAAGAUUCAGAAUCGACAAGUGAGUACCUUGAAAGCAGUUAAAACACUGCACAAUAUAAUGCUCAAUGACAUCGCCAUCUCCGAGAAACAAGUCGAUUUGAUCAUGGGAUUAUGCACACACGAAGUCAGUGAGCGCAAUCCAAUGCUCAGACAAGGAUGUCUUCUUACUGUGGGUGGAAUGAUUAGCGGUCUCUGUGCAAGAAUCAAUGACGAACAAGCAGUUGACUCCACUGAAAACAGAUGUCCACUUGGAAUGAAGCAGAAAUAUCACAGGAUGCUGAUUGAACUCUAUCGUAACGCGAAUACAAGAUACGAGAAAUUGUUGGCACUUAGAGUGAUUGGCAACGCUGGACUCGAUCUCAGCGUGUAUGAGCUCGAGAAGAUCAUCAAGGAUCGUUCGCAAGAGAGAAUCUAUCGCGUGCAGGCCAUUGACUCGCUCAGACGUUUACGCCCAGUGAUGCCACGUAAAGUGCAGAAGAUCCUUAUGCCAUUGUUCAAGGAUAGAACUGAACAUCCGGAAAUCCGAAUCGCAGCAAUUGUACAAGUUAUGCACACUUUACCGGAUCGCAGUAUUCUGGAUCAGAUCGCUCAAGCACUCUACUAUGAAACUUCACGUCAUGUGCUCACGUUCGUUUCAACAAUGCUGCAGUCGUUCGAAAAAUCCGAGAAUCCUUGCGAAAAACAACUCGCUGAAGAUCUGGCGGUUGCUCUUCGUCUUGUACAUGUUGAUACGACACGAUGGAGUGAUAGCAAAUACAUGCAUAUGCCGGUGUAUAGCGAGGCUCACAAAGCUGGUGUCACAUUCGACUUUGCGACAAUAUUCGCCAAUGACAGUAUCCUGCCACGUCAUUCGAUUAUGAGCUUUGACACGUUGCAGUUCGGUCAAUGGAGAAAAGAGACUGCACAACUGGGCUUCAUUCAGUACCAUCUUGAACAACUCAUUGAGAAACUGAUGGCAACAAUUGAACGUACUGCAACGAGACAUCACUCAACUCGAUCUGGUCCAGCACAAAUUCUUCGCUCAUUGUAUGAAGGCCUUAAGAUUAGAAGUCGUCGUGAAGAAGCAGAAGCACAUGCUCUUUUGUAUGUGCGUCGUUUCGGUAUGGACCUAGCAUUGGUGCCGUUGGAUGCAGAAACCCUUCCCGAACUUUUCACGAAUGGUGAAGAGAUUGAUAUAGACCGUUUCAUUGCGCGCUUGACCCGUGGUUAUCACUUCAGCGUUUAUUUCGGUCAUUUCUCACAUGAGAAUUACCAUAAAUUGCCAACAACUGUUGGCAUACCACUUCAUUUCUGCAGCAAAAUGCCAACUGUUAUCGGUUUGGAAGGAGACGUGAAACUUUCAUUCGAACCUGAACAAUUCGCAAAUGUCAGGUCGAUAAAACUCGACAUCAAUGUAAGACCAGCAUUUACCGCAGCACACCUUGCCGAGAUGUAUAGCGUUAAUCCGAUCAACAUGAUAAGGCCCAAGAUGAUUCAAUUGGUUAAAGUGAAUUUGCCAAUCAACGCAAGAUUGGAAGUUAACUUUGGCCAAAAGACCGAAGUGAAGUGGAUCUGGAAAGUUCCAGAUGAGAAGAAGCAAAUCUUAUUGGCACAAACUCGCACCGUAACCAGCACAAGUAAUCCACGCAAUUCAAAGACAUUCAUAGAACCAAAAGACAAGACAGCUCAUCUCAAAAACCAAAUUCAUCACGUUAUCUCACCUGAGAAGACUAUUGGCAAGAACUGGCUGGGUGCAUUGAUGCAUAUUCGCGGUCAGUGGCAUGAAAAUGCCAUACAAAUGCUUAAAGAAACACCAGUAGCAUUCCUUGCCGGUGAGAAUGAAUUGGAAGUGACAAUCGAGAAGGAUCGUGAUGCACCAACAAAUGAAAUUGUUACCAAAUUCGAAUUCGAAUUACUGAGAAAUCACAAGAUGACAAUGAAACACUUGAAAGAUUUCUAUUCUGAUGAUGAAUAUGAACGUAAGGUAUUCGCUAGUGAGACGAAAGAUGAGCACACUCAUACUCAUCGAUACGGUAGAGAUGGACGAAUGGAUCAGGACGAAUAUGAGCCGUCGAAAGGACAUAAGCUUCGCAUACAUAUGGAAAUCGAAACAAUUGGUUCAACAUCAAAGCGCGCAGCUGACAUGGAGAUCUUAACGGGUUGUGACGAUAGGGCUCGAUACUGUGAGGUGGACAUUAACGCUCGUCGCAAUCCAAUCUAUGAAAACGAGCGUCGCGAUUGGACGAUGAGGGCCAGAGCGGAACAGCUGUAUCCAGAAGCAGUUCGAUCGAUGAAAGAUCUGAGCGGCAACAAGCCUCGUCAUAUGAUUGCAAAGGUCCAUGCUGAAUGGGGAAGUGAUAAGAAGCAAAAGAUGAAGGUGAAAAUUCAAGCAGGACAAAGUGCUGAGCAAAAGAGUUUGGUGGAAAGAAUAAGCGACACAAUGCCAAUAGCUCAGCACCACAAAGACGUUACCCUGGCUGCACAGCUCAAUGAAUACAAAUUCCUCGCUGAAUAUAAGGUCGAACAACACAGUAAACAUUGCCUAAACAACAUGCUAACAAUGUUGAGGUCAUGGAACAUUUGGAAUUCAUACUCUGAAUAUGUAGAGAAUCCCGAUAACAAACUCUACGCAAAGCUCACUGUCAACCCAGAGAAGCAUCAUAUGGUCAACUUGGCUCUUCACACACCAACAGAACAUGUCAAGCUGCACGAUCUAAAAUUACCGAUGAAUCUGUACCCAUAUGUUAUGGAAGUGCAUCAGCCAGUCACUCACGCUGACUCAUUCACACGAUUCUUGAAGAGACUGCUUGCAAAUGAUAGAGCUGAAUGCAGAAUUACAUCACGUCGUGUCGACACGUUCGAUGAUGUCGAAAUUAACAUGCCAUUAACAACGUGCUACAGUGUACUUGCCAAGGACUGCAGAUCCGACAAUCCGAAAUUUGCGGUGCUGAUGAGGAAACUCAAAACGGACUCAGAAGAAAUGAGAAUGAAAAUAAUCAAUGAAGAGCAAGUAAUCGAAUUAGAGCCGAUCAGAGAUGAGAUUGAAGUGAAAGUUGAUGGCACAGAGAUGACUGACGAUGAACGUUUGCAAGAGUUGGGAAUCGAGAAGAGAGAUGAUAUGGUAACGGUUGAAUUGGAAGAUGUCAAGGUUCGUUUCGAUGGACGAACAGCAUCAAUCAAACUUUCACCACUGUUCAAGAAUGGUCAAUGCGGUAUUUGUGGAGAUUAUGACGGAGAGAAGAUUGAUGAAUUACGUACAGCAGAUAAUGCGUUAACCGACGACUUGGAAGAAUAUUCGCGUAGCUAUUUGCAUCAAGAUGAUGAAUGCAGUAUUGAGGAGGACGUUAUCAAGGAGAAAAAGUAUUAUAAGCUGGAUGAUGAUGUUGAUGAAUGGUUGGACGAUGACGAAGAGGACAGAGAGGAGCAUCAAAUUAAGAUUAUCGCGUUCAUUUCAGAACCAAUCAAGCGAACGAAAAUAAUCGAACACAACUUCGAAGUAUGUUUCUCAAUGACGCCAGUAUUGCAAUGUCCUGAGAAGUCCUAUGCUCUUAGUGAUAUGAAGGUUAACAAGAAAGUGGCAUUCACAUGCAUACCGCGCACCGAUCAUCAAGCCACCAAACUGAUUUAUCGUUCACGUUUCGAAACUCUUGAUAUGAGCGCCUAUACAAAGAGCUUCGUUGAGGAAAUUGUCAUUCCAGAGGGCUGUCGCACUUUUUAA